Messenger RNA from Suillus bovinus, 1405 nucleotides. RefSeq lists its product as uncharacterized. Bases 325 to 1179 code for a protein of 284 amino acids. The transcript is spliced from 5 exons. Lineage: Eukaryota; Fungi; Basidiomycota; Agaricomycetes; Boletales; Suillaceae. The record is from RefSeq and is a predicted model, not a curated record.
AUCUUCACUUACUACAUCCUGGAUAUCUGAACUUUGACCGAUUUGCAUAGAUCCACAUUCCACAACAUCGCUAGCGCCGAGCAGAACGAUGCUGGCGCAUUCAGAGCCUCUCCAAAACAAAAAGGUCAGGUUCAGAUCAUGCAGCGACCAAUCUGCGGCCAUCGACUCCAGUCUUAGUCCGAGACAGCUGAAGCUCUCUCAUCAUCCAUGAUUGGUAUAAUGAGUAUUGGCGCUUGUCAUGCUACCUUCCCGCCUGUCACUCCGUCUGUUAUCUCACUCAACCAUCGAUUACUCCACUCUUCGGCUACCUAGUUUUCGAUCAUUAUGGCAAAGUACUAUGACGAGAUUCCAUUGAAACUUAUCGAAUGGAUCUUGAAGCAACAGAUGUUUUGGGUGGCUACGGCUGCGCUGCAGGGGGAUGGGCAUGUCAAUGUCUCUCCCAAGGGCACUGCGAAUUGUUUUCAUGUCGAGAGUCCUACCAGAGUUUGGUAUGAGGAUCUUACGGGCAGCGGUAUCGAGACGGUUUCGCACAUGCGCCAGCCCGGAAACGGUCGUAUCACAAUCCUAUUCAACGCGUUUGAAGGACCCCCGAGAAUCCUCCGUUUGUGGGGAAAAGGCACCGUAUACGAAUUCGGAACGCCAGAAUACGACAACUUCAUCCCACCGACCAACCGCAAAGCCGGUUCGCGCGCCAUCAUCGUCAUCGAUGUACACAAAGUUGGAACGUCCUGCGGCUUCGGUGUGCCAUUGUACAAAUACGAGACCCAGCGCACGAUACUCGAGCGUUGGUGUGACACGAUGGAAAAUUUUGAUCGUGAUGACGAAGCUCGCCAAGCCCCUCCCCCAUAUGAAUCCUCGGCCGCCGCAAAAGACCCCCGUGGGAUCAAAGCUUGGUGGACUGCUGAGAAUCUCGAGAGUUUCGACGGCCUUCCGGCCCUACAAUCCGCACAUGACAGCAGUAUCCCGCCCAUCAAUGCAUUCGACAAAAAGGCCCCACAUCCUACUCUUGGUCAGAUUAGAUCUGCCGCAGAGAAAAAGGUUGCGGAGAGUGGUGUCAACGCCAAGUUGAGUUCGAGGGAGUCAAUGAGACUGUUAAUGGCUUUUGGAGUGGGGGUUAUGGUGACGGCGGGUUAUGUGAAGUUCGUUGCUUCACGUGUCCCGGUAUCUUGGAAAGCCUGACGUCGAAAUGGCCUCACGCGGAGUAGUUCCUCAAAAUAGUCAGGGACGUUCUUAAACUUGUUUUACUGCGAGAGUUCACCUCGGAAACCAACGAGGGAAAACAGGAGUUCCAAAAGCACUUGGCCAUGCUUUGCGAAUUUGACUAUAUCCAAGAAAACAUAAUAAAUAGAUUUCACUGUGGGAUGGCGAGUGAGCAUGGAAUAUAGACGAAUGUCAUAGAACAUCA